This is a messenger RNA of Cinara cedri, 543 nucleotides long. The record is from the annotation of a GenBank genome assembly. NCBI's taxonomy places the organism in Eukaryota, Metazoa, Arthropoda, Insecta, Hemiptera, Aphididae.
CAUAAAUUUGUAUUUUUUCAAGUGUUCCAAAUCUCUGUCCUACUUGUUGUUUUAAUGUGUGUACCAUACUUGUUGAUACACAAUGCUCUAUCGCCAGCUUUGUUUAAUAUCGCAUUAGAAUCAGUUAUACGAAAGGUACUAAUCCAAGCCAAAGGAAUAAAAAUGAACAACAAUAACGAUUUAACCAUAGUAGCUUUCCCUGACAAUAUAGUCCUUAUAGCCGAAACAGAAAACGAACUGAGAAAUACAACUAGCAUCCUAUUAAGUGAAGGUAAAGAGAUUGGUCUGAAGAUAAAUAAGUCAAAAACAAAGUAUAUUUUACUUUCGAGACAAAAUCACAAUAUUAAUUAUUUAAAAGUUGAUGAUUACAAAUUUGAAAGGGUACAGAGCUUCAAGUACCUAGGCGCAGAGAUCAAUGAAUAUGCUAAUAGCCACGAAGAAGUUAAAAAACGACUUAUGGCAGCAAAUAGAUACUAUUAUAGUUUAAUGCCACUAUUCAAAUCAAGAUUACUAUCAAUAAAAUCUAAAAUAACGUUAUACUAA